AUGCCGUCUCAUGUCCAUAUCGCGUCGAGGAAUAUCUUUUUCGCAGCUGGCGGGCCUACGCGCAAUUUGAGCGACGCAUCAGCCAAGCGUCUAGUCCGCAAAAAGACGGAUGUCGCUCUUUGUGGUCGCAUCGCCGGGAUAAGGCAACGCUUAGCUUACGCCCAGACUCGCCGCGAGAUGUUACUACCGUACAAGACGCCGGAAUAG
Molecule: messenger RNA, 207 nt
Organism: Pyrenophora tritici-repentis Pt-1C-BFP
Lineage: Eukaryota; Fungi; Ascomycota; Dothideomycetes; Pleosporales; Pleosporaceae
Source: RefSeq, a predicted model, not a curated record